AUGGGACUACAUCAUAAUCGGCUCCGGCAUCUCCGCGCCGCCAUCGCCUACAAACUCCUCACCCACUCCCCCCACCUCAAGAUCCUAAUGCUGGAAGCACGCACUGCAGCAAGCGGCGCAAGCGGGAGGAACGGCGGGCACUGCCGUGCUGGAUGGUGGUUGAAUUUUGAGAAGUAUGCUGCGGCGUGGGGAGAGGAGGAGGCGGUGAAGUUUGAGGAGUUGGAAAGGGGGAAUGUGGAGGAUGUGGCGGGGUUUGUGCGGGAGGAGGGGGUUGACUGUGAUUUUCGGGAGGUGGUUACUGUUGAUGCGUUUUAUACUGAGGGGGAGUGGGGGAGGGUGAAGAGGGAUAUGGGGUUGAGGAAGGAGGUUAGAAGGAGACUGGGUGUGGAGGAGAAGGUGGAGCAGAAGGUGUGGGAGGGGAGAGAGGCGGAGGAGCAGACGGGACUGAAGGGUGUGAUUGGGGCGGUGGGGUAUAAAGCAUACACGCAGAAUCCGUAUCGGGGCAAAGUGGAGGUGCAUACGUUUCGUGGCAAUGUCAGGGCGGCGAACGUGGUGCUGGCGACGAAUGCCUACACGAACAGCCUGCACGACGGUUUGGCGAAGACGGGUUUCCUGAAGCCGAGCAGGAGUCAGGUCACUGCUAUCAGGCCUGCAGAGGGGAAUGUGUUACAGCAUGCCUCAAUCGGCAAAAGUAUUGCGUUGGACGACAAAGGAUCCGGCGACUACUUCUUCAUCCGCCAACCUGGGUUGGAAGGCGCAGGAGAUGUGUUAUAUGGUGGUGGCAGGAGCAUAUCACCUACGCGGGAGAUGGGGAUCACAGACGACUCGACGAUCAAUGAAGCCAUUGCUGUAUACCAGAAAAGGUCCGUCCCUGAAGCUUUUGGGCAGGAUCAAUGGGGCAAGCAAAGCGACGAGAUCAGAGACUGGACGGGCAUCACUUGCUAUACACCCGACACGUACCCUUUGGUCGGGCAAUUACCAGGGGAGCAAGGACUCUGGGCAUCAGUUGGCAUGGAUGGACAUGGCAUGGCUAUGGCCUUCAGAAGUGCUGAAGCGCUAGUCCAACUAAUGACAAUGGGUGAAGAGCCAGAGUGGCUUCCGAAAGGGUUUCGGAUGGCAAGAGCAUGGGAGGAGACGAGGGUGAACUUCAGUCCACAUAUUUGGAAGCCUGAGCAAAGGGAAGGACUGGCGCAGCUGUGA
Cyphellophora attinorum is the source of this 1200-nucleotide messenger RNA. RefSeq lists its product as uncharacterized. The transcript is spliced from 2 exons. Gene Ontology annotation, molecular function: oxidoreductase activity. The record is from RefSeq and is a predicted model, not a curated record. Gene Ontology annotation, cellular component: cytoplasm. The coding region runs from base 1 to 1200 and encodes 399 amino acids. Lineage: Eukaryota; Fungi; Ascomycota; Eurotiomycetes; Chaetothyriales; Cyphellophoraceae.